GCAUCGGCGAUUCAGUGCUCCUCACGGUGCUCCUGGACAUCUCGUGCGCCUGCGUCGUGCUCGACCACUUGAUGAGGUUCACGGCGGGCAAGUUUGAGGCGAAGCACUCCACCAGCGUCGGGUGGCAGUCGUUCCACGCUCUGGUCGCGGUGACGCAG
Messenger RNA from Prorocentrum cordatum, 158 nucleotides. The record is from the annotation of a GenBank genome assembly. NCBI's taxonomy places the organism in Eukaryota, Dinophyceae, Prorocentrales, Prorocentraceae.